Molecule: messenger RNA, 738 nt
Organism: Quercus robur (English oak)
Lineage: Eukaryota; Viridiplantae; Streptophyta; Magnoliopsida; Fagales; Fagaceae
Exons: 2
Coding region: 1-738 (245 amino acids)
Molecular function (GO): RNA-DNA hybrid ribonuclease activity; nucleic acid binding
Source: RefSeq, a predicted model, not a curated record
AUGGUCAACUUGUUCCGUCGAUUUAUAGCUGAUACUGACAGAUGCACGGUCUGUAAUGCCCAACCCGAAGAUAUUCUCCAUGCUGUGUGGGGAUGUGAGGCACUGGAGAAUGUGUGGAGCCAACUAAGCUGGGCCCGUAGCUCAGUUGCAAUCCCCCCAGGGGAUUUUUCUAAUCUGUUUGCUCAUUUUUUGCAGGACUUCCUCAAUGCCCAAGAUCCGAACCCAAUUUCCACUCAACUGCCGACUUCAGUUCAGUGGCGUCCUCCUGAGCCAAAUCAAUACAAAGCUAACUUCGAUGGUGCAGUUUUCCAGAGCACAAAUUCUGCAGCUCUCGGCGUGGUGAUACGAGACUGGCAAGGUGCUGUCAUAGGUGCUCUGUCAGUGCGUAUUCCCCUCCCACAAACAGUAGCUGAGGUCGAAAUCCUUGCAUGUUGCAAGGCAGUUAGUUUCGCUUUGGAAUUGAGUCUUCGUGAGGUGGUUUUUGAAGGUGAUGUUGUUGGGGUUAUCAAUGCUAUCAAGUCUGGAACGGCUGAACAUUUUUCUUUCGGUCAUAUCAUUGACGAUAUUUACCAUUCGUCUUCUCAUUUGAAUCGAUGUGAUUUUUGUUUUGUUAAUUGUUCUUGCAAUAAGGUUGCCGAUCCUUUGGCAAAGAAAGCAAAAGAGGGGAAUGAUUUUAAGGUCUGGUUGGAAGAUAUAUCUACAGACCUUGCCCCCCUGGUUGCUUCUGAUGUUGCUUAA